AUGCCAAAUCAGAUACACUCUACUUCUCAGUCAACACCUGGGACUCCUAUGCAAUUACAGGAACAGACACAAGUCCAUCCUGUACAAAGAUCUCCGAGAACUCCAAUGAAAUCUCCUGCACCACCCUCAAGAACAUCUGCUCCUUCAACACCUAUGCCAUCAGCUGAACAAGUUCAAAUUACACAACCCUCACAACGAUCAGCACCAAAUACACCUAUGCAAUCUCCUGGACAAAUUCCAGGCCAUUCUCCUAUCGUGAUAACAUCUAGACCAGUAACAAGUCAGCAUCCAAUUCAUAAUGACAUACAACUAGCUUCUGCACAAAAUACUCCACAACCAAAUGGCGCUGGCCAAAGUAUCACUCUUAGUAAUGGAAGAGUAAUUAAUAUUAAUCAGUAUUUAGCAUUACGUCGAAUGCAUCAGGCUGCUCAAGCACAAUUAUCUGGUCAGAUACGUGGACAGGUUCCCAAUCAGCUAGUGAAUCAAGUAACUAACCCUACAGUGAUUCAGAGACGAUUCACACCUCAAGUGCAAGUUGGUAACUCGCAACAACAGCAAGUUGAUAUGAUGAUGGCUACGCAACAGCAAAUAAUAGGUAAUAAUCAAAGUGUUAUGGUUCAGCAGCAAUUUCCCAUAAAUCAACAACAAUUGCAAGUGCAAGGGAUGAUUUCAGAGCAAACACCACAACUGCAAUUGAACUUACCUCAAAUGGUACAGGUUUACAGAGCAAUGCGUCCAAAUGUUGUUCAACGACAACAAGUUACGCAGCAACAAAUGACUCUCAAUACACAACCAUUUCCAAAUAAUAAUCAAUGGGUUUUUCAACAACGGCCGUGGAAUGGAAGUUAA
Messenger RNA from Racocetra persica, 849 nucleotides. The record is from the annotation of a GenBank genome assembly. NCBI's taxonomy places the organism in Eukaryota, Fungi, Glomeromycota, Glomeromycetes, Diversisporales, Gigasporaceae.